Colletotrichum truncatum is the source of this 1062-nucleotide messenger RNA. Its product is annotated as putative epoxide hydrolase. Lineage: Eukaryota; Fungi; Ascomycota; Sordariomycetes; Glomerellales; Glomerellaceae. Gene Ontology annotation, molecular function: hydrolase activity. The record is from RefSeq and is a predicted model, not a curated record.
AUGGACGCCAUAGCUGUCAAUGACCCUCGGGUCAAGUACCAGACAGCGAACCUAAACGGUGUAGAGUACAAGUACAUCCUUGCAGAGCCGGCAUCUGGUAAUGUAGUCGGUACUAUUUUCCUCAUCCACGGAUGGCCAGAUAUGUCCCUUGGAUGGCGCAACCAGAUCCCGUUCCUUCUCUCCAAGGGUCUCAGAGUUGUCGCUCCGGAUAUGAUGGGAUACGGAGGUACUGCUGCGCCUGAAGAUGUGAACUUCUACACUUUCAAGCGCGCCUCAGAUGACAUCGCCGCGCUCGCGAGCCAUCUUGGUGUGUCGCGCAUCAUUCUUGGCGGACACGACUGGGGUGGUGCUGUUGUCUACCGUGCAGCUCUGUGGCAUCCCGAUCUGGUCUCGGCUUUCUUCGUCAUCAGCACACCGUUUGCUCCCCCACGUGUUACCUACGUCGACCAGGCCAUCGCUCUGCCUACUCUGCGCUACCAGUUGCAAUUCCGUAGAGACGACAUCCAGGACUACAUCGGGCUCAGCGAUUCACAGAAUGCCACUCGUGUACGACAAAUCCUGAACACCAUCUACGGUGUGAGGCUUCCCAACGGCCAAUCGGCCUUCAACUCCAGCGGAAAUGGACUCAACCUGCAGCUGCUCGAUGGUGUGACGGAGGACACGCCGUUGUUGAGCAAAGAAGAGCUAGAUUACUAUGUGGAAAACUAUGUCAGCGACCCCUUCAACCGGACGCUGAACUGGUACCGUACCGGUGAACUUAACUGGAAGGAUGAGAAGGUCUUCGUGCCUUGCAACACUACGUUCGUGGAGAAGUACGCGCAGCCUGCACUCUAUAUCGGCGGAUCUCUGGAUACGGCGCUGCCUCCGAUCUUGUCGACCGGGAUGGAGACCUACUUUGACAGCUUGUCCCGCGGGGAGGUCAACGGCACACAUUGGGUGAUGUGGGAGAAGCCUGAGGAGGUGAAUAGUUUUGUUGGCAACUGGUUGACUGGCUCAGUGCUGGGGAACCUGACUGUUGGCUUGAACCUGACCGCAGCUGGGAGCGCUCUAGCUCUUCAUUAA